Messenger RNA from Eriocheir sinensis (Chinese mitten crab), 3580 nucleotides. RefSeq lists its product as uncharacterized. The transcript has 2 exons. The coding region runs from base 1080 to 2054 and encodes 324 amino acids. The record is from RefSeq and is a predicted model, not a curated record. NCBI's taxonomy places the organism in Eukaryota, Metazoa, Arthropoda, Malacostraca, Decapoda, Varunidae. Gene Ontology annotation, molecular function: nucleic acid binding.
CUAAUUUUGCACUUAAGCAAGCUGCAAAUGACUAUGAGGCUCAGUAUGGAUAUGAAGCAGCAAACUUCAUAAGGAAAGAUUUUUAUGUUGAUGAUGGACUUAAAUCAGUUCCAACAGCACAGGAUGCCAUUGAUCUACUAAUGAAAAGCAAGGCAUUGUGUAAAAUGGGAGGUUUUAAUCUCCAUAAGUUUCUGUCAAACAGUAAGGAAGUGUUAGCAGCAAUAGCUCCUGAAGAAAUGAAUAACACUGUCAAGAGCCUGGAUUUAAGUAAAGACAUGCUACCUGUAGAAAGAACACUUGGAGUGGAGUGGUGUGUAGAAUCUGAUACUUUCCAGUUCAGAAUACAACUCAAAGAAAAGCCACUCACAAAAAGGGGCAUAUUGUCUAUUGUGAGUUCAAUAUAUGAUCCAUUAGGCCCUGUGUCUCCUCUCAUCCUCAUUGGCAAAGGGAUACUCCAGGAGUUGUGCCGUGAAGGAGUAAGUUGGGAUGAGGAGAUACAACAGUAUGUGAGGCCACAGUGGCAGCAAUGGAGAGAUGACCUACGAAAAUUAGAGCACUUAAAAAUACCACGAUGUUACAAGCCUGAAGGAUUUGGUGAAAUUAAGAAAGUUGAACUGCAUCAUUUUUCUGAUGCCAGUCAAAAGGGAUAUGGUCAGUGCUCUUACAUAAGACUGAUCAACACUGGUGAUCAAAUACACUGUGCACUUGUAAUGGCAAAAUCAAGAGUGACACCCCUCCGAGCCAUCACUGUGCCGAGAUUGGAACUCACAGCAGCAGUUGUGUCGGUGAGAAUCAGUGCAGUCUUAAAGAAGGAGUUAGACUAUGAAGAUAUUCAGGAAGUGUUUUGGACAGACAGUAUGGUAGUGCUGGGAUACAUCAACAAUGAUUCUAGAUGAUUUCAUGUAUGUGUAGCCAACAGAGUCCAACAGAUAAGAGAUCAAACUUCACCGAGUCAGUGGAAGUAUGUGGAAACAGAGCACAACCCAGCAGACUAUGCCUCAAGAGGGCAGUCUGUAGAAGAGUUAAUUAACAAGGACAAGUGGUGGUAUGGGCCACGCUUCUUGUGGCAACACAUUGAGAUGAAUGAUGACCCAUCAGAGCAUCAUGAAUUGGAAGAUGAUGAUCCUGAAGUAAAAAGAGUUGCAUCAUGUGCUACACAGACACAUGAGCCAUUUAAUGUACUAGAGAGGCUGAACUGUUUCUCUGAUUGGUUCCGUAUGAAGAGAGCCAUUGCAGUGUGCCUUAGACUUCAAAGGAUGUACAAGAAGAAUGCAGAUGGGACACAUAAAGGAAGGAGCCAAGAAUACAUUCCACUGACAGUACAGGAACUGAAAGAAGCUGAAAAUGAGAUAAUAAGGCAGGCUCAGGCUCAUGCCUUCCAUGAGGAAAUAAAGAUGCUGAAGGGUGCAGGAAACCAUGAGUCUUCCCCACAGACAAAUAGAAGAGAAACAACAGUAAAGAAAACAAGCAAGUUGUACAAACUUGAUCCCUUCAUAGAUGAAGGUGGAAUAGUAAGAGUUGGGGGAAGAAUAAGGAUGUCUACUCAUCAAGUAGCAAGACAUCCAACAAUCCUGCCUAAGGAUGCCCAUGUUACUGAUCUACUGAUUUGCUACUACCACAAAAGGGUACCUCAUCAGGGUAGGGGCAUAACACUAAAUGAAAUUAGAGCAUCUGGGUACUGGAUUUUGGGGGGCUCAUCUCUGGUGGCUAGACAUGUCUCAAAAUGUGUAGUCUGCAGAAGAGUUAGAAGUGACACACAAGGUCAAAAGAUGGCUGACUUGCCACAAGAUAGGCUAGAGCCUUCCCCUCCCUUUACUUAUGCUGCAGUUGACUUUUUUGGUCCUUUCUACAUCAAAGAGGGACGUAAAGAGCUAAAGAGAUAUGGGGUUCUUUUCACAUGCAUGGUAUCACGUGCAGUCCAUCUAGAGACAGCAAACAGUCUGGACACUACUUCCUUUCUCAGUGCCUACCGCCGCUUUAUAGGAAGAAGAGCGCGAGUAAGACAGUUAAGAGCAGAUCAAGGAACAAACUUUUGGGUGCAAAAAACGAGUUAGCCAACUCUUUGAGAGAAAUGGAUGAGGAGAAGCUCAGAACCGAACUACUGAAGGACAGUUGUGAUUGGGUUCAUUUCAAGAUGAAUGUACCACAUGCUAGCCAUAUGGGUGGGGUGUGGGAGAGACAAAUAAGAACAGUGAGAAGCAUAUUGUCAGUGCUACUUGAUCAACAUGGACCUCAGUUAGAUGAUGAGACACUUAGAACAUUCAUGAUAGAAGCAGAGACAGUUGUAAAUGGUAGACCUCUAACUGUGGAUAACCUUACCUCUCCUACUAGCUUAGAACCUCUGACACCCAACACUCUGUUAACUAUGAAGUCAAAGAUUGUGAUGCCUCCUCCAGGUAAAUAUGAAAGAGUUGACUUGUACUCAAGGAAACGUUGGCGUAGGGUACAGUUCCUUGCAAAUGAGUUUUGGUCAAGGUGGAAAAGGGAAGUUUUGCAGUCUCUUCAGCUUUGAAAUAAAUGGCAGAAACCUCAAAGAAACCUCAAGGUGGAUGAUAUUGUUAUUGUUAAGGAUUGCAACCUAGCUAGAAACCAAUGGAGCUAGGCAGAAUAACUGAGUGUCUUCCAAGUGAUGAUGGUCUUGUGAGAAAGGUGAAAGUGAUGACGUCAGACUCAUAUGUCUUGACAAUUCAGGGAAAAGAAUAAAGGCAAUGAACAUUGUUGAAAGGCCUGUUCAUAGUCUUGUUCUCUUGUUAGAAUGUACUACUCAGGAAGACCAGGGCGACCCCACCGAGGAGCCUAAAUGAUCUGUUUGUACUUAGGAAGUGCAAAGAUGAUGUUAGCAGUAUUUCAUGUAUCUGUAAUACUCAUGUUAUGAUCAAUGUAUUAAGUAGUUAUAAGUUAAAUUGUCCUACAAUUUAGGGGAGCCAUGUAACUGUGGUAUCAAUGUACCUCAUUAUACCUCAUUGUUAUCACGUAAAAUAUUAAUGUGUAAGGAAUUUAUAUGGUGCUAUAGAAUUUAUAUGGUGCUAAAAGGAUAAACUUGUAUGGUGCUAUUAGAAGGUAACAUAGGUGCCGUUAAGAACGCUUACACGCAGCUGCCGAUGUUCGUUUGUUUGGGUUACGUUGGCAGUGAGUCUGUCGCUUAUAAGUGGAUAUGAAUUGUAGACUCAGCAAUAUGGAGUGGUGAUUCAAUCCGUGGCACUGGAGUUUCACGGCACGACUGGGGCAUGUAUGGCGCACAAAAUGGAGGACUCUUUGUCCAAAGCCACAUCAUAGGAAUAAAGGAAAAUUAUACCAACGAAGUUUCCAUGUCCUGCUGGCAGUCCAUGCAUGUCUGCGUGUCUGUGUAAACCAGCCCAAAGGGGUGACUGUUCCAUGUCCGCUUCAUGGUUACUUAUAGUUAUGUAAUAAUGGAUUUAGUUUUUUAUUUCUGACACAGUUCAGCAGCCUCUUGGCGAGCUGUCCCUGCUCCUGGUCCAAUCAGGGGUGGGUUGAGUUGGAAACCAUAAUGCAACAGCGGAUGUAAUCCAGUAUUGCUGUUGGGCCUGGCUGUGAAAAUCCCUUUGAUAUGUGUGGCACA